AUGCGCCUUCGCACUACUGCCCUAUUCUUGAUUCGCGUCUUAACAACUCCACCGGGUGGUCCCGGUCUGUUGGUGUCGUUGAGUGGCCAUCAUCCGACCUUGACUGAGUUGGGAUUUUUUAAUCGAUUUUGGAUAUUUAUUGCUGAGCCUAAGCUGCGGGAGGGUGUCGCUGUGAUGAACAGGCGUUUUGUGCAAUUGGGGGAUGAUCGGUCGCAAAUAGUUUCUUUAAAAGAGGCCUUAAGAAAUGGUGGUUUGCUCAUGCAGCAUCGCGCCGGCGCUGCCGACGCCGCCUCGGGUUCUGGAAGCAGCGGUCGGCGAACUCCCAGUGUCUCGUGGGAGGCGUACCGUAGCUGGAACCUCAAGGAUAACGAUCUUUACAUUGGUCGCAAGCCGUCGAUUAAGCUGCAAUCAAAUGAUAUAAAACUCUCCGUUGCCAUGUUUACGAAGUUGGACGAGAAGAUACUUUCUUCCCUUCCGUCAGGAUUUCCCGUCCGAGUUGACGGUAACCUAACUUGGCAGGUAGAACAAGACGAAAAUCAACUCCUUUCUGGUAGUCUCGCUGUUUUUUCCAGUGAUGUCGGGCCUCCAUUUCAUUAUUGUGGGCUCUCGGAUUUCCUCAACACCAUCGGAGAUGUAAACGUUCCUGUGGCCCCGGGUAUUACGGGCCGUGUGACCUUCAAAAACAUCGAAACAUGCGAAGCCAACAAGACAACUUCCUUGGGCCUAGUGCUUCAGGAUGAGUUGUUCAAGAUUCCCGUUGGAUACAUCUCGAGCGAGGUUCUUUGA
Mesocestoides corti is the source of this 786-nucleotide messenger RNA. NCBI's taxonomy places the organism in Eukaryota, Metazoa, Platyhelminthes, Cestoda, Cyclophyllidea, Mesocestoididae. The record is from the annotation of a GenBank genome assembly.